Molecule: messenger RNA, 1809 nt
Organism: Acanthamoeba castellanii str. Neff
Lineage: Eukaryota; Discosea; Longamoebia; Acanthamoebidae
Product: sulfite reductase (NADPH), putative
Exons: 11
Coding region: 1-1809 (602 amino acids)
Cellular component (GO): cytosol
Molecular function (GO): FMN binding; flavin adenine dinucleotide binding; oxidoreductase activity
Source: RefSeq, a predicted model, not a curated record
AUGAUCAUUUACAUCAUUGUUGCCGUGGUUGUGGUGGUGCUUAUCGCUCUCGUGCUGCGUCCGGGCGCUGAGGUGAACGGCGGCAGUCUCGACCUUUUCCUCGGCGAGAACAGCAGCGACGCCUCAGAUGACGACCGGAAGAACGCCCAAGAGGCAGAGGAGGCUAAGUACAGCGAGGUAUACACGGAAGAGGGCAAGCAGGUGCUGGUCCUCUACGCCACCGAGUACGGCUUCUCGGAGGAGGUGGGCAAGAAGCUCUUCGACCACCUUUACGCUCCGCCCGCUUGCCAGCCGCGUGUCGUCAACGCCCGCGACAGGGAAGUGUUCGACCUCAUGAAGGAGCAGGCCGUGCUGAUCGUCAGCUCGACGACCGGUGACGGCGUGCCCCCGACCGAUGCCAGGGACUGGCUCGAGGACCUCGUCGCCAAGGACAGGUCGUCGUACGACCUGUCGCACCUCCGCUACUCUGUGCUGGCGCUGGGCGACUCCAACUACACCCACUACUGCAAGACCGGAAGGACCAUCGACGCCACGCUCGAAGCGCUCGGUGCCAAGCGCGUUGUCGACAAGGCCGAGGUGGACCAGGAGGACUGGCCCGUGAUCGACGCCUGGUUCGCUGCCGUCAAGGCCAAGCUGCACGAGCUUGACCUCGAUGUUAGGGCCGACUACAUCGUUUCCAGGAGUGGUAGCGCCAAGCAGGAGAAGCACGGCCGACUCAGGCCCUUCGCGGCCGAGAUGGUCACCAAGUAUGACAUCACCGACGUCCCCCCGGAAGAUGACGAGGAGAGGAAGGUGAUCCAUGCCGAGUUCAAGCUGGAGGCCGAGAGCGAGCUCUCGUAUACCGCCGGCGACGCGCUGGGCAUCUACCCCCUGAACAACCCGCCCGAGGUGGCCGCCCUGCUGGCCGCCCUCGGCCAGCCCGGCGGCGAUUCCCUCGUGCCCGUGCCCAAGAUGGCCUACGAGCCCAAGCCCGAGAAGGAGAUGUCCCUCAAGGAGCUCGAGGAGCUCCUGCGCGACGGCGGCGCCUCGAUCAGCAAGAACAGGAGGCUCAAGGAGUACAUCGAGCUGCGCGAGGUGGCCGACGUCCUCGAGGAGUUCCCCUCGGCGAUCCAGCACAAGAAGGUGUCCGUCACCGACGUGCUGACCAACAUGAAGAUCCUCCAGCCCCGCUACUACUCCAUCUCCUCCUCUCCCGUCAUCGAUAAGAGCAUCGUGUCUGUCACUGCGUCGGUGGUGAGGUACGAGACGUUGGGCAAGAAGCGCACCGGCGUGACCACCACCUUCCUCUGCGAUCGAUUCGACGUCAACCAGAGGUGCCCGGUCUUCAUCAACAAGAACCCCGAGUUCAGACUGCCCGGAGACGGCGCCACGGACAUCAUCAUGAUCGGACCCGGCACCGGCAUUGCGCCCUUCCGCGCCUUCAUCCACGAGCGCGUGGCGUCCAAGGCCGCCGGCACCAACCUGCUCUACUUCGGCUGCAGGCACCGAGCCACCGACUUCCUCUACCGCGAGGAGCUCGAAAAACUGGACGGUGAGGGCAAGAUCAAGCUGAGGACGGCCUUCUCGCGGGACCAGGAGAGGAAGGUCUACGUGCAGCACAGGAUCGCCGAGGACAAGGACGCGAUCUGGAGCAUGCUCGAGGGCGGUGCCCAUGUCUACGUGUGCGGUGACGCCAAGCACAUGGCGGGCGACGUGCACAACGCGCUGCUGACCAUCAUCCGCGACAAGUCCGGGUGCAGCGACGAGGCCCAGCAGUACAUGCACAAGCUCGAGGCCUCCAAGCGCUACCAGAGGGACGUGUGGGUGUAA